Molecule: messenger RNA, 2009 nt
Organism: Myzus persicae (green peach aphid)
Lineage: Eukaryota; Metazoa; Arthropoda; Insecta; Hemiptera; Aphididae
Product: zinc finger protein 512B-like
Exons: 3
Coding region: 278-1789 (503 amino acids)
Biological process (GO): regulation of gene expression
Cellular component (GO): nucleus
Source: RefSeq, a predicted model, not a curated record
AAUGCAUCAUUAACGAUAUCCCAAUCCCUAAUCCUAUCCGAAUUCCAAGUAUUGUAGUUAACUACAACUAGUGAACACCUAAUAGUAAUAAAAUUGCAAUUUACAAAUUUUAUUGGAAUAUAACUCAAAUUAACCUAGUGUUACUAUCAAACGGUUUAGUUAAAAAUGUUAAGCAACUUAGUUUACGUGUUGUAAUUUUCCAUAAAUAAAUUGAAUAUUAAUAAGUUUUUAAAAUAAUAUUUUCGUAUUUUUAACGAUAUAAAUUAGGUAGAGCAAUAUGUCCAAAGAAGUUAUGAUCACCAUGAAUGCUCCCACAACACCAGUUCAACAAGGCCUGUUCCGAAAACGAAGCAGUAGACCAGUGCACAUCAAAUCAUGGACCAUCAUGUUAAACAAAAAUGGGUUUGUCCGGUGUCAUCUUCAGCAUUGUCGAUACAUAGCUUAUUGUAUAGACGACAUGAGAGAGCAUUUCAAAACAUGUCGUGGUGAAGUAGCUGGUAAUUUUGUGUGCCCGACUUGUGGUGGUCAAACAACAUCACAAGAAGCACUUGAUUAUCAUAAACGAAACAAUCAUAAAGAUUCUGAUGUAAUGUCAAUUAUAAUAAAACCCACUCUCACCGAACAACAAUUGACAUUGUGGACAACUGAUAUCAAGACUCGUGGGUACACUCAAUGUCUCAUGCCUGAUUGUCAUUUCAUUAGCUACAAAGUUUCUGAGCUUGAGCAACACUAUGAAAAGUGUCUUGGUGAAGAUCCAGAUACAUCCUCUAAAUUUUUAUGUCGUCAUUGUAAAGGGUAUACAUCGUCACAACAAGCACUCCAAUUUCACCAAAACAAUCACCAUAAAGAUUUACUGUUUCCAAUAAAACAGAAAAAUAAAGAUGAUUUUGAUGAAGAUAAUAAAAUUAAAUCUUACCCAAUGGGUCAGUAUGGACAUCCAACAUCAAGUACUACAAAUCCUGCUAGCAAAAUAGUUACAUAUUCUCAAUGGAAAAUGCAAGAAGAUUUAGCUGACACUGAAUCUAUCUGUUCUGAGGUGAAUGUUAACAAUCCAACUGAUGCUCAAAUUAAAGAAUGGAUAAUAGAUUUAAAAAAUGGUUAUGUACAUUGCAAUCACAAUGCUUGCAAAUACAUGUCAUUUGAUGUAGAUGAUAUGAAUGAUCAUUUUGCUACAUGCUUUGAACCAUAUCUUGAUGAUGAAUUUGAAUGUUCUAUUUGUGGAGGUAGGACCACAUCAUCAAAUAAACUAAAAACACAUCUCUUGCACCAUCAUGAAGAAGGUUACAAACACUUAACAGAGGAGGAAUGUGGUUUUAAAUUGGUUGAAACCGAAGAUGGCUUAGAGUUGCAGUCUGAAAAUAAAGAACCUAUAAAACGUAAAACUGAUGAGGUUGACGAAGAAUAUGAAGAAAAACAUUCUGUCAAACGAAAGUCAUAUGAUAUACCCUAUAACCAUUUAACCAAAUGGCGUGAUGAACUGCUACGUAACAAAUUUAUAAGAUGCACUGCUGCAGAUUGCAGUUACUUAGCUUUGGAUAUGUUAGAAAUGAAACAGCAUUCAGAUGAGCAUGUAGAUAGUGUUUAUUGGUCAUUUAAAGAUCGUAAUUUAGAAGACAGAGUUGCAAACUAUUGUGAUGCAUGCAAUGGUCAUUUCAAAAGUAUAAAACAUUUAGAUGGCCAUAAAUUAGUAUCACAUAAUAGUAGUGAUACAUCCAAUAUAGAUAGCUUGCUAGUAGAAAACAAUGAAGAAAAUAUUGAAGACGAUGAAGAAAUUGAAGAAAUUUUUUAAGUAAUAAUUUUGAUCCAAUUUGAUAUUCUCACAUACCUACAUUAAGAUUGCAAAUGCACAUUGUGUGUUCAAUUUAAUAUCAUAUAGGCCAAAAGUUCAAUAUUUUACCAUUAUUUUACUAUUAAACUUAUAUUCAGUGUUUAUUUAAUGUAUUUAAUUAAUUUUUUGUCAGUUUUGUAACUUCUCAAAACAAAAACCUGAUUUAGACGAUUUUAAGAAU